Messenger RNA from Plasmodium gallinaceum, 1755 nucleotides. Its product is annotated as conserved Plasmodium protein, unknown function. The transcript is spliced from 2 exons. Lineage: Eukaryota; Apicomplexa; Aconoidasida; Haemosporida; Plasmodiidae. The coding region runs from base 1 to 1755 and encodes 584 amino acids. The record is from RefSeq and is a predicted model, not a curated record. Gene Ontology annotation, cellular component: mitochondrion. Gene Ontology annotation, biological process: NAD+ metabolic process. Gene Ontology annotation, molecular function: NAD+ kinase activity.
AUGCAAAGUUAUUUAACUAAACAUACAAGAAAAAUUAAUGUCUAUAAAUUGAGUAACAUUAAUAAUUGGAAGAUGAUGCCAUAUGUAAACGAACAAAGAUUUUUAAGAAGAAAUAAUUCCAUUAGGUUAGAUAAAUCUUUUACUGACGCAAUUAAAAAAGAUGAAGAAAAAAAAAAAAACAAUAAUGUAAUUGAUAGUAUUUGUUCAGAUUACUCAAAUAAAACAAAAAAUGAAUUUAGUUAUAAUAUAAUACCAAAUGAAAUGUAUAAAAAAAAGUAUGAAAGAAUAUUAUUAAUAGAAAAAUAUACUAAAUAUGAUGAUUUAAAAAAACAAGGUUUUAAGGAUGAUUACAUUUUAAAAAAUUUUUUUAGAAUAUAUAUAUCUCAUUUUACGCACACCCUUAUAGUAAAUAAUAUAAUUCAUAUAUUAAGAACAAAAUAUAAAUCUCAUGUUUCUAUAUUAAAAGCUUAUAAAAAAAAUAUAGAUAAUAUUUUUAUAAGUAGUUCUAGUGUUUUUUCUCCCGAUGCCAUAUUUAGUGUUGGUGGAGAUGGAACAUAUUUAGAAUCAGCCCAUAUAAUAGCUAAUAAAUAUAUAAUAGAUGAAAACACAAAUAGAAAAAAUAAAAGAAUUGAAUUAAUAGGAAUAAAUAGUGAUCCUAAAGGAUCUGAAGGAAAGUUAUGCUUAGACUAUUUAAAUUGCGAACCAGGAGAUGAAAUUAAUUAUGAUUAUGAAUCAUUUGAGCAAUUUGAAAAAAUAUACAAUAGAAGGAAGAAGAAAGCUAAUGUUAUAUUUACUGAUGUUUCUAAUUUUAUCAAAAAAUCAAAAGAAAAAGAAAAAAAAAAAGCGAUGAAUAAUGAAAAUGAAAAAGUAGAGAAAGAAGAGAAAAUUUUUGAAAAUAUAAGUGCAAUAGAUAAUAUUUUACGGAAUAAUAGCUUGCGUUAUGAUGAAUUAACAGGAGGUCCUUCUCUAAAAAGUUAUGAUGAUUUUCAUUUUUAUCUCAAAAAUAAAAAUAACAUCAAUGAAGAAAAACGAGAAAAUGAAGAUAAUAAAAAAAGUGAUUCGUUUCCUGAUAAAAUUGACUUCUUAUCUAAUGAAGCAUCUGAGAAACAUGAAAAUUUAAUCAUUAGUGUUGAAGAAUAUGCGAAAAAAACUUUAAAAAAUUUUUUUGAAACAGAUAAAUACAAAAAAAUAUAUAGGAAAUACAUAACUGUUUUAAUAAAAAAAUCUGAUAAAGAAGUGAAAACAUAUAAAAGUAUUAAUGAGGUGUAUAUAUAUGAAGCAGUAAAAAAUAAUAUAUGUACAUAUAUAAAUAUUGAUAACAAAAUUCUUAAAAAAUUAAAAAGCACAGCUUUAUUAAUAACAAGUGGUACAGGAUCCACUGCUUGGGCAUAUAAUGUAAAUAAAAUAGAUAAGAAAAAAAUGAAAAAUAUAAUUGAAGAAUUUUUAAAUUCUCAAAAUGAUAUUGUAAAGAAAAAUAUAAAAAAUAUAAAUUUUGACUUAUUUUCAGAAUACAUUAACAGUUCUAUUUGUUUCCAUCCAAGCAGCAAAUACAUGAAAUGUAUAGUAAAGGAGCCUGUAGAAAAUAAUGUUUAUGAUUCAACUGAUCACAUAUAUAAUUGUAAGUAUAUUAACAUAAAAAUAUGUACUAGUAAUACUAUUGUUUAUAUAGAUGGUAUAUAUAACAUUAAAAUUCAACCUAAUGAUUCUGUUAUACUGCAUAUAAAAGAUGAUGAUUUCAUUGUAACUUAUAAAUAG